CGCGUGGUGUUUGAACUGUUCGACGCGAAGAGCGCGCGGGCGUGCGAGAAUUUUCGAGCGCUGUGCGAGGGAAUGGGGACGUCGAGAGCGACGGGGCGGCGGCGGACGUACGAGGGGAGUCGAAUGCAUCGGUGCGUGAGGAAUUUUAUGAUGCAGGGCGGCGAUUACACGCACGGGAACGGGGCGGGGGGGGAAUCGAUUUGGGGGAAGAAGUUUAAGGACGACGCGGGAGGGUUGAAGCUGAAGCACGAUGCGAUGGGCGUGCUUUCGAUGAGCAACACGGGGAAGAAUUCGAAUUCGAGCCAAUUUUUCGUCACGCUCGGAGCGUGUAAGCAUUUGGACGGGAAACACGUGGUGUUCGGGAAAUGCGUGCGCGGGAUGGACGUACUGGAGAGAAUUAACGAUGAGUGCGCGGUAGACGCGGGCGGGACGUCGGAGGAACCGAAGGUGCCCGUCGUCGUCGCGGGGUGCGGCGUUCUC
Messenger RNA from Ostreococcus lucimarinus CCE9901, 480 nucleotides. RefSeq lists its product with no specific name. The transcript has a single exon. NCBI's taxonomy places the organism in Eukaryota, Viridiplantae, Chlorophyta, Mamiellophyceae, Mamiellales, Bathycoccaceae. The annotation marks the transcript as partial. Gene Ontology annotation, molecular function: peptidyl-prolyl cis-trans isomerase activity. Gene Ontology annotation, biological process: protein peptidyl-prolyl isomerization. The record is from RefSeq and is a predicted model, not a curated record.